Molecule: messenger RNA, 555 nt
Organism: Gongylonema pulchrum
Lineage: Eukaryota; Metazoa; Nematoda; Chromadorea; Rhabditida; Gongylonematidae
Source: the annotation of a GenBank genome assembly
AUGGACGAUGAGUUGAAUAAAGUGAACCAGAGCGAAUUGGCGGACGAUGAUGAAGUGUUGCCGCUGUCUGUGGAUUUCUGGGAGACUGCACAAGCUGUAGUCGAAAAUUUGAUUGGUGAAUAUAUCGCGGAAGAUGGCAGCACACCAAACAGUGUUAUGCAAAAACCGAGCACUGCACUGGCUGAGAAAACCAUAUUGUUUCGAUUUGAAGCUUCCGCCUGUGCAACUCAAUCCGGUCAAGCUGUUAAACAGAUUCAGUCACUAAUCUGUCCUCCGUCACCAUGGAAUAUCACAGUCAUCUAUCCGCAACUCGAGGGAUUCUGUAGUGAACUUGAGAACGAUGUGCACGUGAAAAACCCCUGCCGUUUGCGCAGCUUUCUGCACUCAUUCAUUAUUAAUGUUUUCAUUGAUCAGUUCAAGUGCAAACUGGAAGGAUUAGCUGAGCAGGCGAUCAGUGAUCAGGACGCUUGGCGUGUUCUCGUGCAUUAUCCGAAUCCAGUAAGCUUCUUAUUUCGACCUUUUUCUUUCAUAUUUUCUUUUUUUGCGUUUUUUUAA